GGUCCAGGAGUCAAGGCAGUGGGGACGGGAGAGCGAGGCCGGGGAGAGGGCAGCAGGAAGACGUCGGCGAGUGGCGUGGACGGGGAGCGUGAUGGUGGGGAGCAGCGGCUGAUUCAGGUCGGCUCCUGGGAGUUUGAGUGCGGUGACGAGGAGUACAUGAAGUUCCUGGAGCUGUUCCUGAGCUACGUGUUGGAGCGAGACGGAGCGGUGAACGAGAGCGGUGUCGUGCCGCUGCUGAGCGGCUAUGGCCGCCGGCUGAGGGAGCAGGAGCUCGACUCGCUGGCCUUCCACGUGCAGAGCUCGCUAAAGCGGCGGCAGAACCGGGGCCGGGUGGCACAGGCCAUCGGCACGGCAACCGGCCCUGGCAUCUCACUGGCCCACCCGCCACAAGGGCGGCACCUGGGCUGCAGGCAAACCAUAACGACUGCUGCCAUCUCCACCGUGCCCAACCCAUUGCACUCCUCCAUCCGUGCCCAGGGCAGUGCCCAUAGCUACUUCCCUGCCAACCAUGCCCGGGGCAGGGGAGGAGGCUGCGGCCUGUUUGGGUCAAGGUCGAGCUCUCUGUCAGCUCCAGCAGAUGUGCCCUGGCAGUGGGGGGCAGAGUCCCACCAUCAGCCUGGCACUGACCCUGACCCUGCUCAUGCCCCCUCUUACUCCCUCACCCCCGCCUCCCUCCUCACCCCCGGCCUCCCGGCAGCCCCCUCCCAGCUGGACAGUGAGCCUGACCCCGGGCUGGAGGGCAGCUGCAGUGACACGGCCAAGCUGCUGGAGUGGAUGGUGCGCUGGUCAGAGCGGAGGCCGGUGCAUGGCACGCACGGGACGGGCACGGGGCCUGGACAUGGCCCCGCCAUCCGGGUCCACACGUCCGUCACCGCCAUCCUGCACUCCCUACGGCUGCUCGAUCGCAGUCUGGGCAUCGACACGGCACCGCGGAAACUCAGCAAGGGUGCAGAGGACGAGAAAGCGGUGGAGCGAGUGCGGAAGCACCGGCAGCCGCGGAAGAGGUGGGUCGGUGUGGCCGUGUCCGGUGUGUGCUCAAGGACAGACAGGGCAACUUUAAGAUCGGAGAGCGCAGGACAGUUGCAGAAGCAGGACUCUGGUGACACAAACCUCUGCAGUGGUCAGGAUCUGACCUCAGACUCGGACAGCGAAAGCGAUGAAGAGGGGUCGCGAUAUGGCCACAGACACUCUCCUCAGGAGCACGGUGGCUACGUCUCCCCAGCAGCGGCGGCUGCGUGUGUGGAUCAGGAGCCGAGGCCACGCACUCCCAUCGGUCCCGGCAUCUCCAUCACCGUCCACACCAACUCCAGGACCAGGAUCAGAGGCAGAGUCACGGAGGAUUCUGACUCGGAUACGGAGGAGCCCCUGGAUGACUCCCUGACUUCGGACCCUGGGGGAUGUGGGGACGGAUCAAUCAGCACUGAUCCCGGGGAGCUGGUGGAUGAUCCUGAUGGCACAGAUGACUGGGAGAGGACGGAAAAUGCCACAGAGAGGAUGGAAAAUCCCAGAGAGAAGACGGAUAAUCCCAGAGAGAGGACGGAUAAUCCCAGAGAGAGGACGAAUAAUUCCGGAGAUGGCUGGGAGAGUGUGGAUGAGCCCAUAACCAUUGAGCCAUCACAGCGACUGUGUGGGCAGCAGAGAGAGAGCCCUGGCCCGGGGCAGGCAGCCUCCAGCAGUCCAUCCGUGCCUCCACCCGGCCUGAUGCCCACGGUUGCCCCUCAGAGCCUGCCCGCUGCCCGCCAGACCACCCUCACCUCAGACACCGACACACACCUGCUCCACCAUGAGGUCUUCAAGCUCCUGCAGCUCCAGCAGGCGGGUUUCCUGAGCCUGAUGCAGGUGCUGGGGCCGUCGUUGAUGCCCGCUGCUGCCCCUCAGCUGCCCCAGUCUGUGCCCGGCCAGGCCCCCGUGCCCACCCCCCGCACGGACCCCCCUCCUGCCGGGCAGGAGCCUGUGUCUGAAGAACAGGAGCGCGAUGCAGUUGUCAUGGAGAGCUGUCUGUUGCCCCAGCAGCCCAGCUACCCCCCGGAGUGGCAGGUCACUCAGCUCAGGGUGCCGGCACGUUUCCCGAUGGGCCGGGGAGACGAGGGUGUGUGCGGCUCACGGGACGUCCCAGCGCCAGCGACCAGGCCCGACCCUCAACUGCUGCACCACCCCGCCAGACAACACCCUCCUGCCUCUUCCUCCCACCCCCAACUCCCUCUCCCCACCCCCGAUUCCCACCCCAACCUCCUUCUCCCCCCCACCCUCCUCCCCCUGGCCCACCCCUCCCAGCCCACUCUCCUCCCCCUGGCCCAAUUCUCCCAGCCCACCCUCUUCCCCCUGAGGGAGACCCCCGUCAUCAGCUUCUGUCACCAGCCGCAGACUCAGCUGCUGCAUCCUCUGAGGCUCAUUCCGGCGGGGGACGUCAUUGGCUUUGAGCGGAGCGGGCUGCACAGGGCCCAGCGUUCCCCAGGGCAGCUGCAGGCCCGGGCCCUCCAUCUCCUCACCAUGAGGCUGCCGGCCUUCCAGCCCGCAACACAGCGCGAUGGCAAGAAGAGGGUGAGGCGACGUGAGAGCAGGAGGGUGGAGAUGGUGUGUAAACGGGAGACGGAGCUGCCCACGACAGAGGCUGAGACCCCCACUCCCCCCCAACCCCCCGAUCCCAGGCCACACAGCAGCGAGUCGGGGGAUAUGGUACUGUUGACCGACCCAGCAGAGGGAGGUGUGGACCCCACUGGUCCUAGUGCCCCCAUCUUGUCGGCAUGGGCUGCAGGGAGCUUCGCUGCUGCCACUGCUGCGGAGCUGCACUGUUUGGCCGCCACCAGAAAGAAUGCGGCGGAGAGGAGGGACGCGAGCACCAACACCGAGCGCAUGUCCCAGGGACAGAAACAGAGACCCGCAGAGCCGAGAUGUUACCGGGACGCCGGGACGGUGACCAACCCCGACACUGAGGAGCAGCCAGUGACAGCAGGAACUGCAGAGCUCCGUGCCACUGGGCACCCGUGGGCACCACCUCUCCUUCUACACACGGGCAUGGAGCUGCUCUUCCCCAGUGACGGAUGCCCGGAGCCUGUGCCCACACCCACUCCCCGCCAGGUGUUGCCGGGCCACAGCUUCCUCACGGUCAUUGACGUUGCAGCCGGGGAGCUGCUAAACCAGCUGCCGUCCACCGUGGCGGUGAAUGAAUGCCGGGCCUCGCCGCGGGCACAGAGCCCGUCCACAGCUGCACUGCACCUGAGAGCUGCCACCGUCAUCAGUGGUGAUCGGCCCCACACCAGCCCCCCACCCAGGAGCCCGGCCGCAGCCUCGAUGCAGACCAGACUGGCAGCCUGGGAGCAGCAGCAGCCCGAAGAUGAAGAGACGUGCAGACUGCUGCAGGACGCUGCCCGGGCAUGGAGCCCUCGCCCAGUCUCCACCCACUCUCUGCAGAGCAGUGCCCAUGUCUACCCCCCUCGCCCAGUCUCUGCCAGUGCUCUGCAGGAGGGCAGUGCCCAUGUCUACCCCCCUCGCCCAGUCUCUGCCAGUGCCCUGCAGGAGGGCAGUGCCCAUGUCUACCCCCCUCGCCCAGUCUCUGCCAGUGCCCUGCAGGAGGGCAAUGCCAUUGUCUACCCACCUCGCCCAGUCUCUGCCAGUGCCCUGCCCAUUGUCUACCCACCGCGCCCCAACUCUGCCCACUUUGUGCUGCAGGACGUUGCUCGGGCACAGACCCCUCGGCCUGCCUCCACCCACUCUCUGCAGGAGGGCAGUGCCCAUGUCUACCCCCCUUGCCCCGCCUCCACCCACUCUCUCUGGACCAUAGUGCCCGUGCCUCUCCCCCUCUCCCUGUCAUUGUGGGCACUGCUCAGCGCACGCGGGCACAGCUGA
This is a messenger RNA of Amblyraja radiata (thorny skate), 3846 nucleotides long. Its product is annotated as ciliogenesis and planar polarity effector 1-like. The transcript has 17 exons. The record is from RefSeq and is a predicted model, not a curated record. Lineage: Eukaryota; Metazoa; Chordata; Chondrichthyes; Rajiformes; Rajidae. The annotation marks the transcript as partial.